AGAAAAGGUUUUUACGAUACGACUACAAACAGCGCAAAACCCUCGAGCUCAGGGGAUUUGGCGCCGUUUGACUCUGUAGUGGAAGCACGUUUGGGAUGGAGCCGGCAUUGUUAUUAGGGUUGGAAGAAGAGGCGAAGGUGGUGGUUACAGAAUCAUCAUCAUUAUCAUCGUCAUCAAGCGCACAUAGAUUAGUCCCUUGGUUGAAUUGGGAUGAGUGGCUCUUCGUUAAACACGCUCUCUUCUCCGAUUCCCCUCACUCUGUUUCCUCUGCUCUCAAACGAAUAUCUGCUUGGCGAAGUCGAGGUUCCUUGCCAGUUCUCAUCGAAGUCACUGCUUCCAUCAUCGAAAUUCAACUCAAAGACCCCUUUUUCAGACAGGAUGAAUCAAAUGACGCUUCUCUUUCGGAGGAGAUGCUUGCUAUGCUGUAUUGCAUGGCUAUCAUGAGGCUUGUGAAUGGUGUUGUUGAGAAGACACGCAAGAAAGAAGUGACGUCAAUAGCAGUGGCAGCCGAUGCGAUUGGUAUUCCGCGCAUGCUGAUUGAUAUUCGCCACGAGGGAUCACAUCGUGAGCUUCCGUCACUUAAGAUUGUUCGUAGUGCUUCUGUUAAGGCACUUGAUUGGUUAAAAUCUUAUUAUUGGGAACCUCAGAGCAAAGCCAUUCCUUUUCAUGGUGAAGGAAUAGCAAAUGUCAAGAAAGAAAUUAAGUCUAAGAUUCGUGAACUAGCUAUCUGCUUGAAAGUCAAUGGGAGUGCCCAGUCUAGUUCUUCACUACUAAAAGCAAAACGGGUCAAGCAUAGUGAAUUGCUUUUUGGGCGUAAUAAGCUCUUGUCUCUUAUAGUUAGCAAGAGUCAAACACCACGAACUGGAGGAUCUAAGAAACAAAUUACAAAGAUCUUGAAAUAUGUUCUUCAGUUAUAUUCCUCCUUUUCCUCAGAGAUUGUUUCUGUGUUAUUGGAGUAUUUGUUGAAAGCUUUAAGUUCCUCAGAGUUGGAAGAGAAUGCAGAUGGUGCUUCGAUUGGUCUAACCACUCAAAAUGUUUUGGCCGAUUGGAAGCUUAUCAUACUCAAGUUGUGCAAUAAGGAACCAGAAUUACUUCUGAACCUUCUUAAGGAAAUCCUUGAUAUGAUUGAGACUCAGGAAGAUAUGAAGUAUAAAGAAGAUAACCCAAAUAUGGGGGUUUCACACUCGAGGACAGAGUUUCGGCUUUCUUCUUUGUUUGCAUGGCUUGUUGGAAUUCUCAGUAAAGAUCCUUCUGCAACAGCAAUUAUGCCAAAAAGAGUUUUGCAUGAACUUCUUCGUAGAUGUCUCCUUGUAUCACAACUUUGCAACAAGCAGCUCCUGGAUUCAGCACUUCAGCUUGCAGAGCUGAUGAAUGACAGCUACUUGAUGGAGAAAGUUCAAAAGUUCUCUCUUAUUAGUUUGUCCAAUUUAGAGAGUGCAGAUGAUGAAAGCCCUUUAUUGACUUCAAAGAACAUUUUCCAAUUUGAGGAAUCCAUGCUUGAAGCCGCUAAAAAGCUAGAGUUAGUUAAACAACAGAUAAUGAAAAAUAAAAAACUAAUGGCAAUGGAUUGUGACACUAAAAAAUCACAGACUUGGACUUUGGCAAAAUCAUGGAACCCGUGUCCAAUUGGCAUGUUGCCCCGUGCUGUUGGGUCAUCUGGUUGUCUUCCUGUUCUUAACAUUGUUGAUGGUGAAAAACAGAAUCAAGUAUCGCCUUGUUGUCUUCCUGUUGUUGACAUUAUCGAUGAUGAAAAACAGAAUCGAGUAUCAGAAAAGGAAGAGAAUUGGAAAUUGACCCCACAUGGUGCCAAGAGAGAUGCCACUUUAGACCUUCUUCAACUUGAUAAUUCAACUGUCAAGAAGAUGAGGGAGACCAAAGAAUUUGGUGAAUUAAACAAUGAAUUGCCAUUGCAAGGGGAGAAAGGAUGUCUCGUGGUAGGUGGAGUUUGGAAGAAACUUACAGAAGAAGAGCUACUAGUCAUUGAGUCUUCUGUAAGGAUUUUAGUUUAAUUUAUACUUUACUGCUUAGUUCUUGUCAAGAUUUAAUUCAUGUUAGUUAUUUUUAUGCUUAUUUGUUUGAUUUAUUUUAGAAGGUAUGGUACCUAUAAGAUACAGGUGCCUGGCCUUAAAAUAUGCAAUUCCACAAACAUAAGAGAAUCCUGUAGCUUAAUUACCUGAACCACAUUCAUGCAAUAAGAAUUUCAUUCUACAUUCUUUUGCCCUUGCUCCAA
This is a messenger RNA of Glycine soja, 2230 nucleotides long. RefSeq lists its product as uncharacterized. Gene Ontology annotation, biological process: maturation of 5.8S rRNA; maturation of LSU-rRNA. NCBI's taxonomy places the organism in Eukaryota, Viridiplantae, Streptophyta, Magnoliopsida, Fabales, Fabaceae. The coding region runs from base 96 to 2009 and encodes 637 amino acids. The transcript has 9 exons. Gene Ontology annotation, molecular function: endonuclease activity. Gene Ontology annotation, cellular component: Las1 complex; preribosome, large subunit precursor. The record is from RefSeq and is a predicted model, not a curated record.